CUUCAGUACCUCCCUGGAUGCCUGUCUCACACAGCUUCAGGAAAACAUUUUCAGGUUGAACCCUCAGCUUUUGCGCCACUUUUCCAAAUAAAGAAAAAAACAAGCAUGAAGUUGAAAUAACGCAGAGCGAACCCACCCUCAGCUUGGCCUUUUCACAUAAGAGUGAGGCAUCCUUCUAUCAAAGUUUAAUGGUUUCUAACUCUGACCUGUUGUAAACUCCCACAUGUUAAUUACAAGGCAGGCAUUCUAACCAUGAAGAUAGGCUGAAAGGAAGCUUUUGUGAAGCCCUGUAUGGCGAUCAUCCCGGAAGGCUGGGAGAUUUAAUUUGAAUUCACCUCCCCAUUGGACAAAAGGCACACGGGGGUUGAGCCAAUGAGAAGUGAAAGAUCUCCAAGAAGGAAGAGGAAGAAUACAUGCACAAACUUCCACGCCUCCCAAGUGACUCAAUGCGUUGAGGAAGAGCUACCGAACGCGUGCCAGAGGAUUUGAUGAGCUGAAGGACCGCUUCUGUACUCCGUAAUCCAAACAUCAAAUUUAAUUUGAUGGGCAAAAGAACCAAUGGAAAUAUGAGGGAAAGCACUUCAAUGUGAAUUUACGAUCUUGAACACACUGCUUGAAAGGAGUGAUUCAUUUGAAAGCAUCUUUUGAAAACUUGUCGUCAGUACUUCUGCUCGUACAUCCUGCUUUUCGUGGAGAUGGCAUACAUGGUUAUUGAGGAGCAAACAGAUUCAAUCCUUCAUCUUAAAAGAUCUCCUGGUAUCAGGUCCUGGUCUGUGUUAGUUGGAAUUGGCUCUAUUGGUUUAGCUGCUGCUUACUAUAGUACAGACAAUUUGGGAUGGAAGUUGUUCUAUGUUGUGGGCUGUUUAUUUGUGGCCGUACAAAACUUGGAAGACUGGGAGGAAGUCAUAUUUGACAAGAAUAAAGGGAAUGCAGUUCUUAAAAAUUUUAACCUUUAUACAAGGAUAUUGACCAUGUGGAAUAAAAGUCAAGAACAAGUGGUGGCACAGCUCCAGCAUAUUCGUGCCGUUACUGUAGAGGAGGAGAGGGUCCGCUAUUUGGGAAAAGGAUACCUUGUGGUACUGCGGUUUGCAACUGGGUUUUCACACCCAAUUACUCAAAGUGCAGUGUUAAGUAAUCGAAGUGAUGUUGCUGCUGUAGCACAACUUAUAACUAACUUUCUAAACCUUAACAAACCAUCCGUUGAAGAUAAAAUGGGAUUGUCUCUAGACAGUAGUGAUGGCACUGGCAGUGAUAAUGAAAAGAACUGAAGAUUAUUAGCGAGAAACAUUUUGCGGACAUUAAGCAUACAACCAAAAGUAAACACAGGGCUUUUAAAGUCUGCACAUUUGAGGAACAUUAAAGAAUCAGCCUUAAACAAACUGGCUGUGAAACUGCACAGGAAGCAAUGUCCAGCUCUUAGUUACAUGCUGCAAUGCCAACUUCUUUGCUGGUGAAAUAAGACACUAUAAUUUUUAGUAUUUCAGUGUUGCUGAUGUAACGCUUUGGCAGAACGCUACUUUGAUCAAAUGCACAAAAAAAGCUUUAAAAUACAAUAACUAGUUACGUCUGAAAUAUUGAAUGGAGAACCUUUGUUUCAGUUGUGACUAUCCUUACAAGCGUCUUCUGUUUAUUGUCUUUUUCAAUUCACUUUGUGUUUUCUUCUAAAGCAAAACCUAAUCAAUUGAUUAUGUAUAAAAUGAAAGAAUGCAAUGAAAAACUGCAGAUUAUUUGUAUAUUUCAGUAAAACCAAAAACAUAGACAAGGAGUCAUUAGUGUUUAAAGGCUGAGAGCUUUCAUAGUAUAUCAAAAAGUGUGUUUGGAUAAAUAUAUUUUGUACACAAUUGUCUUAUGAGGGUACUAUAUUUAAGAGAGAUGGAGUAAAAGCAUGAUUCAAUGCUGAACACCCUGUCCAGCUGAAACUUAAUUUUGCAAGGGACAUAGAGAUGUGACGUUGGCAGACUUUCCAGUUUGGGUAUUGGCCUGCUGAAAAGAUUAGAGGCUGACAAUAUUACACUGAGCACCUCAUCACCUCGGCCUGUGUACCAUACACAAUUCACAGUUCAGGAACAUGAUAGAACACUCCCUUGAUCAGUGCAGUUCCACCAAUGCUCAAAAAGCUUGACAGCAUCCAGACAAAGCAGUUUUGUCAAUUGGGACCUCAUCAACAACAUUAAACAUUGAUUCUCUCCACCAAUGCAGUAACAGCAUCGUGUACUAUCACCAGGUUCACAGCAGCACUUUCCAAACCAGUGAUCUCCGCGACCCAAAAGGAAAAGGCCAGCAAACUCAAAAGGACACCACCACUUACAAAAUUCCCUUCAAAGCCCCACAUCAUCCUGAUGUGAAUUAAUAUAGUUGUUCCAGCAUGGGCGCUGAGCCAAUAUCCAGAAACUCCACACCGUGUGGACAGCAGCAAAUGAAGAAGGUGACUCAUGAGUACUUUCGAAGGGUAAUUAGGCACCGGCAAUAAAUGCUGACUUUGUCAGCAAUGCCAUGUGUCAUGAAAAAAACAAAUGAAAUGUACUAUAAAUUACAUCUGCUCCUUGGGAAGGGGAUGGAGACAGUGAAAUCUUGAUUUGAUAAAUCUUAAGUGUCAGUAAAGGCCUAAUCUAUCCGUUUGGCAUAGAUGUACAUUAGGUUUCACAUUGUAUGUAUUCAUUGGUUAUAUUCAUGAUGGGAGAGAGGUAAAUUAAUCUGUAUGAAUUUGGCAGGUAAGAGUUUGGGUCACGUUUUUCAGGUCAUUGAAAACUUGGAGUCUACAAAAUGAGGAAUGGAGCCAGCUACUCAAACUCAUGAGUUUGCAUGCUGGCAGGACAGCUCUAUCUCAGUAUUCUGGCUUGCUGGGGAUGGAUGAAAAGCCCACUUGAUGCUGGAACUCGAUUCAUUUCCCAAAAUGUCAAUGAAAUGUGAUUGAAUUGCAAAAGCUGCAAUAAUAAUAAAAACAUUUCAUACUAUUUGCCAAUGCACAUGAAUAACCUUGGCAUGGAAAAGAAAUGUCUAAAAGUCACCACAACAAGUUGCAUUGUAAAGCUCUUGGCUAUUUUCACUGUCAUUCUGAUUAACUAAUGUGUAUAUCUGUUACUUUUCAAUAAAGCUGUCUCAGUAAG
Stegostoma tigrinum is the source of this 3107-nucleotide messenger RNA. RefSeq names its product cytochrome b-245 chaperone 1. Lineage: Eukaryota; Metazoa; Chordata; Chondrichthyes; Orectolobiformes; Stegostomatidae. The transcript is spliced from 8 exons. Bases 696 to 1268 code for a protein of 190 amino acids. The record is from RefSeq and is a predicted model, not a curated record.